AUGAACGACAAUCGAACCUCUCAGCUCCCCCUUCCUCCCCCACCUCUUCUUCCCUCAACAACCCACCACCUCACUAUGCCUCAGCACCAGUGGGACUACCUGUUCGCCAUUGGCACCAUCUUCGCCGGCAUUGGCUCGUACAUGAUCGGAGCCAACGAUGUCGCGAACAGCUUCGCAACAUCGGUGUCGUCGAAGUCCCUGACCCUCCGUCAGGCAUGUCUGGCUGCCGCGGUCAUGGAGUUCCUUGGUGCAGUGCUGGUCGGUGCUCGUGUGACCACCACGAUCAAGAACGGGAUUGUCGGUGCUGAAAUCUUCGCCGACAAUCCUGGUGUCCAACUCCUCGGCUUCACUGUCGCUAUCGUCUCCUCGUCCAUUUGGUUGACCAUUGCUACCCGCAUGGCAUGGCCCGUCUCCACUACCUACUCGGUAGUGUCUGCGAUUACUGGUAUUGGUAUUGCUGCAGGAGGCUGGGACGCCCCACGAUGGGGAUGGCAUGGGGCCAAGGGCCUUGCCGCCAUCUUCUCUGGUCUCAUCAUCGCUCCUGCCAUCGGUGCCGCUUUCGGAAUUGCCAUCUACCUGCUCGUCAAGUACGGUGUCCUCCUUCGCAAGGACUCCGUCCGAUGGGGAAUGAUCACCGCGCCCAUUGUCUUCUUCCUCGUCGGUGCCGUCUUGACCAUGUCAAUCAUCUACAAGGGAUCCCCCAGUCUUGGUCUCGAUGAUCUCCCAUCUAGUACCCAGGCUAUCGCCAUCUGCGUCACCGCAGCAGUCGUUUCCAUCAUCUCCAUUCUCUUCUGGCUCCCAUACGUCUACACUAAGAUCGUCAAGAAGGACUACACCCUCAAAUGGUACCACUUCUUCUUCGGUCCUUUCCUUCUGCGACGUCAACCACCUGAGGAUGCUGGAGAAAUGUCUGCUGUUCCCGACUACCGAAUCCGUGCCGAAAACGACCUCGAUGCCCCAACUGCCCCUGCCGCCGCCGAAACCGAUUCUGAGAAGGUCAAGAGCGAAUCUGAAAAGGUCAAGGAGAGCGGCGACAGUAGCACCGAUGGCGAUGUCCACCCCAGCAAGCUCGCUGACGAGAUCGAGAAGCCUGUCGUCGAGGGUCUCUGGAUCAAGCCCAAGAACCUCUGGAUUCUCUUCCGAUACCACGCCCUCCCCUGGUUGACCAAGCUCCUCUUGCACGGCUCUUCCGUCGACAUCCACGAAAUGCAAAAAGACAAGCACACCCUCGAGGCCCACUCCCGCGCGAAGCAGUACCCCAACGAGACUGAGCACCUUUACUCCUUCAUGCAAGUCAUGACUGCUUGCGUCGCAUCCUUCGGCCACGGUGCCAAUGACGUCUCCAACUCUAUUGGUCCUUUCGCCGUUAUCUACCACGUUUGGGCCACUGGUCAACUCUCGGGCGACGACACCCCUGUUCCCAUUUGGUCUCUCGUCUUCGGAGGUGCUAUGCUUGUCAUCGGUCUUGCUACCUACGGUUAUAACGUCAUGAAGGUUCUCGGAAACCGAAUCACUCUCAUGUCCCCUUCGCGUGGCUUCUCUAUGGAGCUCGCUGCUUCAAUCACGGUCAUCCUCGCCUCGCAGUACGGCAUCCCCGUCUCCUCCACCAUGUGCAUCACCGGCGCCACCGUCGGUGUUUCGCUCUGCAACGGCGACUGGCGUGCCACCAACUGGCGUGCCAUUGCCUGGAUUUACGCUGGAUGGAUUCUAACCGUCCCCAUUGUCGCUACCAUCAGCGCAUGCAUGAUGGGUAUCAUCAUUAACGCACCACGAUUCUAA
This is a messenger RNA of Coprinopsis cinerea okayama7#130, 1779 nucleotides long. RefSeq names its product sodium:inorganic phosphate symporter. Bases 1 to 1779 code for a protein of 592 amino acids. NCBI's taxonomy places the organism in Eukaryota, Fungi, Basidiomycota, Agaricomycetes, Agaricales, Psathyrellaceae. Gene Ontology annotation, cellular component: membrane. The transcript has 10 exons. Gene Ontology annotation, biological process: phosphate ion transmembrane transport. The record is from RefSeq and is a predicted model, not a curated record.